AUGGCGAUGACCGGGGUAGUCAUGUCGAAACCUAUUGCGUUAGUUGAUGGUUCCGUGGGUAUAUACGCCCCUCCAGAUCCCACCAUUGCAAGAUCCGGCCUGCUUCGCGAUUCCCCGAAAAACCCUUCAUCCGAGCCCGAUGUCUUAUUGCUCAAUCUCAAGCCGCGUGCUCGAUUGCUAUUGCCCAAUACCACCUGCUUGACUUUGGAAUGGGCAAAUCAUGAUGCCAUCGCAGGCGGAUGCACCAAUGGUUACAUUGUGAUCUGGCAUGUCCUUGACGUCUUGACGUCUGUCGCGUCGACCUCGAAUGUGUCCACCACACCUUUUGAACCAAUCAACAUUCGGCCCACCCAUUAUAUCUCGUUACACGCUGCACCCGUAAGGUCUUUGCAAUGGAUCCGAACCCCUCCCCUCAACCAGAAGGGUGAGCCUGAUACAGACCAAGACCCCAGUUUCUUGGCAUCCACGGGGUAUGAUGGAAGCCUCAAGCUUGUUGAUACAGACGACAUUGCAAGUUCAGCAACUUUAAUUCACGAAAGAGACCCUGUAAUGAAUUCAAGUUAUUUGCGGGAUCUCUUGUCGUCAGGUGAAACGACCUCACUCGCCUUCUCUCCGACUCUAGGCUCUCUACAUUUGGCCGAUUCCGAUUAUAGUAUCAAGGCUAUAUGUCUGAAACCUAGGGAUCUGGGGGUCUCCAAGAAAAUAUUGAUUCAGCUAGGACUACUAUGGCAACUCGCAACUUCGGACUUACAUUCCUUCAUUGCAUAUGCCGGAGCCGAUGGUGUCUGUGGAUUAGCAUCAAUGAUCAGACCGCAGAAGUACAAGAGUCGUGCGGCGCUUGAACUAACUCGCGCAUGGACACAUCAGACGAUGUGGGCGCCGAAAGUGUUUCAGCUCGAUUUCAGUAGGAAUACUGGCGAACUCAGGAUGCUGGAUAAUAUCCAACCGGAUCCACGUUCGAAUGAUGGUACCGCGGUGGUCAACGAAGUCAUUGCGAAACCAAAGAGUAAUAAAGCCAAGGACUCGUCACGCAAGGGUGGCAAGCCACGGACAGGUCAAGUGGCUCAGACAAACAGUCCUGUGGGCAUUUGGCCACCGAUAGUGGCGGUACAUUGUGUCAGUUGGUGCCCCUCAAUCAGACGGGCCACCAUAUUGGCGAGUGGAACGGGGUGUGGUCUGGUACGGGUAGAUGCUGUCGAGGGAGGCUGGCAUGGGAAAGGGAUGCGAUUUGGAGGAAUUGACGAAUUAAUGGAUGGAGCGGCUGAUCCCAACAAUCAGACUGCCUGCAAGGAAGAAGAAGAUGAAUACAUGGACCUAGGUGAUUGA
Molecule: messenger RNA, 1326 nt
Organism: Melampsora larici-populina 98AG31
Lineage: Eukaryota; Fungi; Basidiomycota; Pucciniomycetes; Pucciniales; Melampsoraceae
Exons: 8
Coding region: 1-1326 (441 amino acids)
Biological process (GO): transcription by RNA polymerase III
Cellular component (GO): transcription factor TFIIIC complex
Molecular function (GO): protein binding
Source: RefSeq, a predicted model, not a curated record